AUGCUUCUGCCCGUUCCGACCAUCGCCUCGCUCCUCGCCGCGGCCCUAGCCCUCAACCUGCACUACGUCCUCCUCGGUCGUCCGUUUCUCGAGGGUCCGCUCACCUCCCGCCCGGUGCUGGCCGCGGGCAAUGCGGCCGUCGGUAAGCUGGUGAGGCGCACGCUGACCAGAGAGGGCGUGCCCGAGCCAGACCGGACUGAGACAUACUCAGAUGGCACCUCGAGCGGCCGCGUCGACAUCUACGAGCCCGAGGCGGAGAGCGUCUCUCUGGGCGAGCCUCGCACCGCCAUCGUCUACUUCCACUCGGGUGCUUUCAUUGCGGGCCACCGCAGCUUCGGGGCUGGUGUGUGCGGCUUCUUCGCGUCGCACGGCGCGGUCUGCCUGUCCGCUUCUUACCGCCUGACCAACAGCGGUGAUGGCGUGGCCGGCUGCAUCCAAGACGCGUGGGCCGUGCUUCGCUGGACGCGGGCCAAUGCGGGGCGCCUCAACAUUGACCCAUCGCGGGUGGUCGUCGCCGGGGACAGCGCGGGCGGCCUGCUGGCCACCUCCCUGGGAACGGGCCUGCGUGUUGGAGCGGGCAACUGGCCUGUGACGACGCUCGGCUCGCGCAGCUACGUCCCGACGCGCACAGCUGAGGGCGCGUGGGAGGCCACCGGGGCCGGUGACGACUUUCCUGUCGAGAGCGCAUUCGUCCCGUCCGAGUACGGCGACUCCGCCGAGAGGACGCAGGCGCGGCUCCGGCAGGUCCUCGCGGGCCGUUUCCUCCUCUUCGGGCGCCGCCUCGGCGGGCUUCUGCCCCAACCCGCAUACCCCUCCGAUGAUGCGGCGUCCGUGUCGCCUCUCUGGUUCGCGUCGAGGCCAAAGCUGCCUCCGAUGCUGCUGCUGACGGGCGGAGCGGACCAGGUCGUGCCGUGUGACCAGACGACUCGCUUUGCAGAGGCGGCUCGCGGCGCCGGGAAUGACGUCACGCAGCUCAUCUUUGAGGAGGCGGGUCACGGCGGCGGCGCCGUGAAUUGCGCUGCAGGGCGUCGCGCGACACUCGACUUCCUCCGCUCCAACGGCCUGCUCACCGGGCCCGAGAGGGAGUCGGACGACCCGCGCGACGCACUCGGCGGGACGAUGAGAGCCUUCAAGCUGCAGGCUGUCGAGUACUCGCCGCCGCCGCUGCCGCUUCGCCCGGCGGCGACGCUCAGACUGCGGCCUCGCCUGAUGCCAAAGUGA
This is a messenger RNA of Emiliania huxleyi CCMP1516, 1221 nucleotides long. RefSeq lists its product as hypothetical. Bases 1 to 1221 code for a protein of 406 amino acids. The record is from RefSeq and is a predicted model, not a curated record. Gene Ontology annotation, biological process: proteolysis. NCBI's taxonomy places the organism in Eukaryota, Haptophyta, Isochrysidales, Noelaerhabdaceae. The transcript has 2 exons. Gene Ontology annotation, molecular function: serine-type peptidase activity.